This is a messenger RNA of Chanos chanos (milkfish), 3966 nucleotides long. It is a transcript of the gene slc23a2, whose product is annotated as solute carrier family 23 member 2. Gene Ontology annotation, molecular function: transmembrane transporter activity. The coding region runs from base 42 to 2162 and encodes 706 amino acids. The transcript has 15 exons. Gene Ontology annotation, biological process: transmembrane transport. Lineage: Eukaryota; Metazoa; Chordata; Actinopteri; Gonorynchiformes; Chanidae. Gene Ontology annotation, cellular component: membrane. The record is from RefSeq and is a predicted model, not a curated record.
CCCCCCACAGAUGCCUCCUGGUGCCCUGAUUGGCUGGAGUGAUGUGUGACCUAGAUGACUUGGCCGGCCAAUCACUGGACCAUGUGAGUAGGCUGAAGGGUGCGCCAACACUGUUUCUACCAGAGCACGAAAGCAGGUGGAAGACGGGAGAGGGAGGAGAGGAAGAGAUUGAAGAGAGGGGGGAAAGAGGAGGAAUGGGAGUCGGUAAAAACACCACCUCCAAAUCCAUGGACUCCGCAGCAGAGACCAGCAAGUAUGAGGAGGAGAGCAAACACGCCGCAGAUUUCUACCCCAUCCCCGUGGUGGUUAACGGGUUGGGACAAGCCACUGGAGAUCAGGACACAGAGGACACUGAGCUCAUGGCCAUUUACGCCAGAGAGAACCAAGGAGCCAAAAAGAGCUCCAUAUCGGAGACGGUGGAUAGCACAGACAGUGUGGAUGCCAGGAGAAGUGACAUGAUCUACACGAUUGAAGACACCCCACCAUGGUACCUGUGUGUGUUUCUGGGAUUACAGCAUUACUUGACGUGCUUCAGUGGAACUAUUGCAGUGCCUUUCAUGUUGGCUGAAGCCAUGUGUGUGGGAUUUGACCAAUGGGCGACGAGUCAGCUUAUUGGAACCAUCUUCUUCUGUGUGGGCAUCACCACGCUGCUUCAGACCACUUUCGGCUGCCGGCUCCCCUUAUUCCAAGCCAGCGCUUUUGCAUUCCUUGCACCUGCUCGAGCAAUCCUCUCCCUGGACAAAUGGAAAUGUAACUCAACAGCUGUUCCAGUUAUAAAUGGUACAGAACUCCUACAUACAGAGCACAUCUGGCACCCACGGAUACGGGAGAUCCAGGGGGCCAUAAUCGUGUCUUCGCUGAUAGAGGUGUGUAUCGGAGCUCUGGGUUUACCGGGACUCUUGCUGAAGUAUAUUGGACCUCUGACCAUCACUCCCACCGUGGCCCUGAUCGGCCUGUCAGGCUUCCAGGCGGCCGGAGAAAGAGCGGGCAAACACUGGGGCAUCGCCAUGCUGACCAUCUUUCUAGUACUGCUGUUCUCCCAGUAUGCUCGUAAUGUCCAGCUGCCCUUCCCCGUCUACAAAGCCAAGAAAGGUUGGACGGCUUACCGCCUCCAGCUCUUCAAGAUGUUCCCGAUCAUCAUGGCAAUCCUGGUGUCGUGGUUCUUGUGCUUCAUUUUCACCGUGACUGAUGUCUUCCCUCCUGAGAGAGGCCAGUAUGGUUUCUACGCCCGCACAGAUGCCAGGCAGGGGAUACUGGCAGCCGCUCCGUGGUUUAAAAUCCCCUACCCCUUUCAGUGGGGCCUUCCCACGGUGACGCUGGCCGGGGUGAUUGGCAUGAUGAGCGCGGUGGUCGCCAGCAUCAUCGAGUCCAUCGGCGACUAUUACGCCUGUGCCCGUCUGUCCUGUGCCCCUCCACCACCUGUGCACGCCAUUAACAGGGGUAUUUUUAUUGAAGGUUUGUCCUGUGUGCUGGACGGCUUGUUUGGCACAGGAAACGGUUCCACGUCUUCUAGCCCAAACAUUGGAGUACUGGGCAUUACUAAGGUAGGCAGUAGGCGGGUGAUUCAGUAUGGGGCGGCGCUGAUGCUGCUGCUGGGCUUGGUCGGAAAGUUCAGCGCUCUCUUUGCCUCUUUGCCGGACCCAGUCCUGGGGGCUCUGUUCUGUACGCUGUUUGGUAUGAUCACAGCCGUGGGCCUAUCCAACCUGCAGUUCGUCGACCUCAACUCCUCCAGGAACCUGUUCGUCCUUGGCUUCUCCAUGUUCUUUGGCCUGGUGUUGCCUAGCUACCUCAAACAGAAUCCUCUGGUCACUGGUAUCGUAGAAAUAGACCAAGUUUUGAAUGUUCUCCUGACGACUGCCAUGUUUGUGGGAGGUUCAGUGGCAUUUGUGCUGGACAACACCAUCCCCGGCACUCCGGAGGAGAGAGGAAUCCGUAAGCUGAAGCGCGGGGGUCUCAGCGCCGCCGAACUCGAGGGGAUGCGUUCCUACGACCUUCCGUUCGGCAUGGACUUCCUGCGACGUCACCGCAUCUUCCAAUACGUUCCGAUCAGCCCCACGUUCGCCGGUUACCAGUGGGGCACCUUGGGGCGGGGCUGCGCGAGGCGGAGCAGCGGCAGGGAAGAGGGCGUGGCCACGACACUGAGCGGGGAAAGCGGGGUAUAGCAGUUGGGGGGGGGAAGGGCUGUGGGCGGGGUUAUAUGGACGAGAGAGAGAGAGAGAGAGAGAGAGGGGACGACACCAGUACGAUUUUUUUCUUUUUUUUCCCGAUGCCUCUUCGACUUGACGUUUCGAUCAGUGGUGACAAACAGUGUGUCAGAUGGUUUCAUACUCUCUUCUCCUCUCGGUGAUACAUGCAACUGUUACUCUCUUCUAGAUGGAGUUUACUCACCAUGGAAACUAUACACUUAGUCUCAGUGGUUCAAAUACACAGACACAGUUACACAUUCUCUUUUGAGUGGUCUGCACCUCAGUCAGAACCUUUCAACAGCAUCUGUUUUGCUAUUUUUCUUUUUCUUUCGUAAGCUAUACACUAAACAGUUCUUCAGAUUGCCAAGUUACUGUUUUAGACACACGCUGUUUAUUCUCACCACUGCUGAAUCUUGAAGUCGGAGCUAAUUUUAGGGCAUCUCCAUGGCAACGCUGUGGGGGUGUGAUGCAUAUUGUGCUGGUGUGAUGGCCCCUCUGUAGGAGGACAGGCGGACAGAGAUUGAUAGAUGAAAAUCAUGUCGCUCACUGAGCAAAAAGUUUCAAAGCUGAAUUGAGACAGUUUUCCCUUUUUUAGCAAACCUGCACUGCUCGGUAUGCAAAACGGAAUCAUGGGAAUUGUAGUUUAAUUUUUUUUUUUUUGUAGGGACGUCUGUAUAGCUUGGCUAGGAUUUUGCACCCAUGGAAACAGGUUUAUUAUGCCUCUUAAAACACACACACACACUCACACUCUAUAUGCAUGCAGGUGGCUGAUAUCCCGCUAAUGCAUACACUUGUCUUAGCAAUGCAAAAUAUUAUUGUUAUUAUUAUUAUUAUUAUUACUUUUUACACUGCUCGUAAAAUGCAAAAAAAAAAAAAACAGGGGCACCAACUAGAAUAUCCAGACUCACUCACUGUAAUAUCCCACUGACAAACGGCGUAUUUUACAGAUGAUCGACAGAUUAAGGCAGAGGCGGGGGGGGUAUGCCAAGUGUAAAUAGCUGCCAUUCUCAGUAUGUAAGAGCCAGUGAUGCAUGGAAUGACUCAAUCCCAAGCUGCACCCCCCCCCCAAAUAAACCCCUAAAACAACAGCUCUUCAAUAGCAAUCACGUACAAGUCACCUACCGAACCAAAUGAGUCUGAUCAUGCCACUUUAGACCCGUCUUCUACGAACAUCGGGGAUCUCGGACCUCGCGUUUAAAAAAAAAAAAAAGAAGCGACGCCCUCGCUUCGGCGAUGUGAGACGCCGUCUGGACGUCGACCGCUUUAGCUUCCGCCCCUCAAAAAAAGAAACAAAACUUUGUCGUUUUAUGCAAAUUCGCUCUCUCUUAUCUGAAAUCUUGUGUGUCAGACUAUAUUGUUGCUGUCAACGGUCAGAGGGUAUUAGUGGCUGGAUGCAGAAAUAUGCAAUUGUUAUUGAAAUCGUAUUGGUUAAACAACAGUGCAAGGUUUGCGAAAGAAGGAAGUGAGGGAGGAAAAGGGGAUGCAAAAAAACAAUCGAUCUUUGAAUUUAGAGAAGAAGAAGAAAAUAAAAAGUCUUUCUUUAGAAGCUUUGAAAACUUUUGCAUUUUACGCAGCCAGGAAAGAAAGCAAGCAUAAGCAGGACAGAAGAGAACAACAACAAAAAAAGAAGAAGUGAUUUUAUCUAUCUAUCUAUGUAGAGUCCAGAUCUGUUCUCAAACUUUUCUUAAUUUGUCCUUUGAUAAAAGGUGCCAGUUCUUCACUGCUGUUCAGUUCAAGUGAACAUUGUAUCAUUUAAGGCAACGCAGCAUGGGGGAGGCGG